Lynx canadensis (Canada lynx) is the source of this 2079-nucleotide messenger RNA. It is a transcript of the gene RRAS2, whose product is annotated as RAS related 2. Gene Ontology annotation, cellular component: plasma membrane. Gene Ontology annotation, biological process: signal transduction. NCBI's taxonomy places the organism in Eukaryota, Metazoa, Chordata, Mammalia, Carnivora, Felidae. The transcript is spliced from 6 exons. The record is from RefSeq and is a predicted model, not a curated record. The coding region runs from base 28 to 642 and encodes 204 amino acids. Gene Ontology annotation, molecular function: GTP binding; GTPase activity; GDP binding.
UGGCCGGGCGGGCUCGGCGGCGUCCCCAUGGCCGCGGCCGGCUGGCGGGACGGCUCCGGCCAGGAGAAGUACCGGCUCGUGGUGGUCGGCGGAGGCGGCGUGGGCAAGUCGGCGCUCACCAUCCAGUUCAUCCAGUCCUAUUUUGUGACGGAUUAUGACCCAACCAUCGAGGAUUCCUACACAAAGCAGUGUGUGAUAGAUGACAGAGCAGCCCGGCUAGAUAUUCUGGAUACAGCAGGACAAGAAGAGUUUGGAGCUAUGAGAGAACAGUAUAUGAGAACCGGCGAGGGUUUCCUGUUGGUCUUUUCAGUCACAGAUCGAGGCAGUUUUGAAGAAAUCUAUAAGUUUCAAAGACAGAUUCUCAGAGUGAAGGAUCGGGAUGAGUUUCCAAUGAUUUUAAUUGGUAAUAAAGCAGAUCUGGAUCAUCAAAGACAGGUAACACAGGAAGAAGGACAACAGUUAGCACGACAGCUUAAGGUAACAUACAUGGAGGCGUCAGCAAAGAUUAGGAUGAAUGUAGAUCAAGCUUUCCAUGAACUUGUCCGGGUUAUAAGGAAAUUUCAAGAGCAGGAAUGUCCUCCUUCACCAGAACCAACACGGAAAGAAAAAGACAAGAAAGGCUGCCAUUGUGUCAUUUUCUAAGAAUCCCUUGAAUUUUAGCUACCAACUGCCAGGAAAAGCCCUCAUCGUCUCCUCCUCUCCUUAUGGUUUACAUCACAUCGUGUUGGUACCUUUCUAGCCUUAGACACAAAUGAUCACCGUGGUAGCCUUAGACCAAGAAGCUGGCUAAUCCUUUCCGUGAAGCUAAUCCUAUGGUCAUUUCAAGACACAUUUAAAGGAAACACUAAGGCUGCUUCAAAGAUUAUCUGAUUUCUUAAAAAUAAUGAUCUAUAUACAUAGACAUAUUCUUUUUUAAGGGCUUACAUUUUAAUAGGGAUGAAUCAGUUUUGGAACCUAAGCUGUUUGCCAAGCUGAAGUCAUAGGUUGUGAAAUUAACUUUUAACUUCUGGAAUCAUAUUGCCUAUUGUUACUCUAAAUAGAAACAUGAGUUGUUUUUAAAUGUGAAUUUUUGCCUAUCUCUAAAAAUUUUGAUGUCAACUUUAGUUAACCUUAAGUACACUGAAUUGAAUCCACAGAAGUGAGACAUCUCAGACCUUUGCUGAUGCUACAGCCUUUGUUUUCCAGUGGCCAAAAUACCAAAAUGCCUGUUAUGUUUAUAGAUUAAAAACAGCGUAUAAAGCAUUUAUUACAGCUCCACUCCUAAAGAUGAUAAUAAUGUUCUUUGUGGCCAAAUAUUUGGACUUAUUCUGCAUUUAGGCAUUUCAAUGUUCUUGGCUUUUUAAGUUAACUCUUUUCACAGCCAUGUUGAGAGUAAAAAUAAAUAAUUUCUGUCUGUCUUCCUUUUCAAGUAUUUCUGGAUAAGGGAUUCAAAAAAAACUAAAACUGUUUUUGUUUGUAAUAUAAAAUAUGGAAUUGAUCUUUCCGGGGUCAAAGAUGAUUAAUGUUUUUGCUAUAUACUUUUAUACAUUAUUUUCUUAUCAAACUAGUUAACAAGUAUUUUUAUAUGUUUGUAAGCAAAUAUGCUUUCACAGCAUACCUUGUGUAUAUGUAAAGAUAAGUAUUUAAUUCUCACUGUUCACUUUUAACUGACAAAGAAAAAAAACAGUGAAAACUACAGAAACUGUGGUAGAGCUGUCCUUGCCAUCCCGGUCCUGGUCCUGGUGGCUCCCGCCUUUGGCCAGUCACACACCUGCUUGAGAAACCUCCUCCGUAGACGACAACAGGGUGAGAAUCUGAAGUCACUUGUGAUGUCCCGUACUAGGUAUUGACUGUUCUAUCAAGUAGUAAGUGUAAAACUUCUCUUUGACGAUUAGUAUAACUGUGGAUGGCUUCUGAUUUUUGUUUUUAAUUUUGUGGAUUGUGUUUCAACAAUUCAGAAGUAUGUUCCUGAUGGUGAGAUACUAAGUGGUAUUGCACGGUUGUCACUUUAUUGAAUGUGUACAACAGCCCCGUGAAGUUGAUAAAGCGUACCCUUGUAUAGCUUCAGGUGCUAGAAUUAAAACUGAUCUGUUAUCACAA